This is a messenger RNA of Varroa destructor (honeybee mite), 2084 nucleotides long. RefSeq names its product tubulin beta-2B chain-like. Gene Ontology annotation, biological process: microtubule-based process. Gene Ontology annotation, cellular component: microtubule. NCBI's taxonomy places the organism in Eukaryota, Metazoa, Arthropoda, Arachnida, Mesostigmata, Varroidae. The record is from RefSeq and is a predicted model, not a curated record. Gene Ontology annotation, molecular function: GTPase activity; structural constituent of cytoskeleton; GTP binding.
AUCAGCGACGUUGAACAUCAGCUGGACAAACAGUGCGAUCGUGAAGCUGUAGAGCUCAUCGUCCCUUGACUGGCACUGAUCAUCCGCCGCGAAGAAGAAUAACGACCCGCUGAUUAACAACAACUGUUAACCCAGCUAAGCGACCACAAGAAACAGGACAAAUAAUAUCUUAGCACCCCAAAGAACAAAGCUGCCAGGUAUCGUUAUUGAGUGAAUUGGUUCUUUGGAAGGAGAUAGGACGGCCGACCUGGUACUUCAUCGUAGCCAUUGGAGUGCGAGUGUUGUCAACGUUGAGUAUCUAAUAACUAAAAAAGCAUCAUAGCUAUAGCUACCUAGCUUCAACAUGCGUGAAAUUGUACACAUCCAGGCCGGCCAGUGUGGUAACCAAAUCGGUGCCAAGUUUUGGGAGGUGAUCUCCGAUGAGCACGGUAUCGACCCCUCAGGAGCUUAUAAUGGCGAUUCGGACCUUCAGCUUGAAAGGAUUAACGUUUAUUACAACGAAGCAACAGGUGGGAAAUAUGUGCCCCGUGCGAUUUUACUAGAUCUCGAACCCGGAACGAUGGAUUCGGUUCGAUCCGGACCUUUCGGACAACUUUUUAGGCCCGAUAACUUUAUUUUUGGUCAGAGUGGUGCUGGAAAUAAUUGGGCUAAGGGACACUACACUGAAGGAGCUGAACUUGUAGACUCUGUCCUCGACGUUGUGCGUAAAGAAUCAGAAUCCUGUGACUGUCUGCAGGGAUUUCAGCUCGCACACUCUUUGGGAGGAGGCACUGGUUCGGGUAUGGGAACCUUGCUGAUUUCAAAGAUCCGCGAGGAGUAUCCCGAUCGAAUUAUGAACACUUUCUCAGUCAUGCCUUCACCCAAGGUGUCAGACACUGUUGUGGAACCCUACAACGCAACGCUGUCAGUUCAUCAAUUGGUUGAGAAUACUGAUGAAACUUAUUGCAUCGACAACGAGGCCCUGUACGAUAUUUGUUUCCGAACUCUCAAGCUCACUACACCCACCUACGGGGACCUGAACCAUCUCGUAUCAGUAACCAUGUCGGGGGUGACCACCUGCCUACGUUUCCCUGGACAGCUUAACGCCGAUUUACGUAAACUCGCUGUCAACAUGGUACCGUUCCCUCGGCUUCAUUUCUUCAUGCCUGGCUUUGCGCCCCUGACGGCCCGUGGCUCGCAGCAAUAUCGCGCACUCACCGUGCCUGAGCUCACCCAACAGAUGUUCGACGCCAAGAACAUGAUGGCCGCUUGCGACCCGCGCCAUGGGCGCUACCUCACCGUGGCGACUAUUUUCCGUGGUCGUAUGAGUAUGAAAGAAGUGGACGAACAAAUGUUAAAUGUACAAAACAAAAAUUCAUCUUACUUUGUGGAAUGGAUCCCAAAUAACGUGAAGACAGCUGUAUGCGACAUCGCCCCACGAGGCUUGAAAAUGGCCGCCACAUUUAUCGGAAAUUCUACCGCUAUACAGGAGCUCUUCAAGAGGAUUUCCGAGCAAUUCACGGCGAUGUUCCGUAGAAAGGCUUUCCUCCAUUGGUACACCGGCGAAGGUAUGGACGAGAUGGAGUUCACGGAAGCCGAGUCGAACAUGAACGACCUGGUGUCGGAGUACCAACAAUAUCAAGAGGCAACGGCCGACGAUGAGGCCGAAUUUGAUGACGAUGAACUCGAAAAUGCCUAAGUGUCCUAGCAUACGCCCAAAGUUGCGCCUACCAUACCAUUCGACCUGUAUCCCUUAUGUCGCCUCCUGCGUGACGUUCGCUAGAUGCAAGCCGAACCGGAGAAUCAAUAAGUGGAACUGUGUCAGGGUUAGAUAGAGGGGCGAAAACAACGUGACGAAUCUGACGCGAACAAGGCUAGGUCACAUUUUUCUAUAUACAACAAAUAUAUAACUUGUCACAAAUUUUUCUUUCUAUUUUGUGAACUUGAUUCAACAUAAAAACGCGAGAAAAUGGAGGACAAAAGUGGUAACGAAGAACAAAUUGCAAUACAUUCCGCAAACAAAACAGGUGCAACUUGAAUGAGUUGAAGCAUGCUUGCGACUCCCCGCCUUUCUUCUGUUCGCUUUAGCUAGCUAACGAGGAAAU